UGACAAGUUCCAUCUUUAACUUUUGAGCUGUCAUUUGUGAGCGUUACAGUUAUUUUCAGACCUCAAUGGUUGCUACAAAUCAGCACCCUCAGCCAAAACGGCACCAUACCAAUGCCUUUUUAUUUUAUAGUCAUGAACAGUUGAAGCACAAUAAAGAAGGAAACCAUCGACUAAACAAGGGGGUCAUGAAGAAUAUUGGGGAUAGGUGGAAGUUGCUCUCACAGGAUGAGAAACAGAAGUUCUUGGAUAUGGAACAGACGAGCUCGGCGCAAUAUUUUUUAGACAAGGCUGGACUACCAAAAAAAGCUCGACAGAGGAGAAUCCAAACAAGAAUUUCUCUGGGAUCAAUUGUGCUAAUAGUCAAUAAAUUGAACGAACAACAACGACAGGCAGUGACCGCAAUUGGAUUGGGAGGUUUGUUGGGGUUAAGGUGCACACGACUAAAUCUUGAGUUGUGCGAAUUCCUUGUUCAUAACUUCAAUCACAAAUCUUGUUCUUUGGAUGUACAUGAUCGUCAAAUUAACCUCACAUUGAAAGACGUUAGUGAUAUAUUGGGAGUACAAUCCAACGGCUGUGACAUUGACGUACGGGGAUCUCUUGAAGGAAUGGAGAGUUUGCAUGAAAGUGUUGGAGUGGUCAAUGGGGUAAUUCCUUUAGAUGGAUUUAGAAAGUAUCUCGAAGACGAAAAGACCGUUGAUGCUGGAGAUGAGUUCAAGCGGAAAUUCGCUUUAUAUGCAUUAGGUGCACUUUUAUGCCCAACCACGAAAGUAUCCCUGAAUGUUUCUUCCCUUCAUUUCGUGAAGGAUGUUGAAGUCAUGAAGAAUUGCAAUUGGGGGAAAUUAACAUUGCACUCCCUAGUCUGCGGCAUCAACAUUUACCAAGACGGAAAAAGGGUUAAUAUCAGUGGAUGUUUGUUUCUCCUAUUGUUGUUUUACUUGGAUAAUGUUUCUCCAACUUUCGAGAGUACAUAUGCUACUACGCGAUCGAUUCCCCGCCUGAAUGAUUGGGGUGAUUCACAACUCAAAAAGACCUUUCAACUAUUUCGAAAGUUGGGGGGAUUCCAUAAUGAGGUGAAGGUUACUUUCAGUAAGCUGAAUCAAAUGAACGAUCAUCAUGUCGAUGUGGUAAAAACUGAAAUUUAUGACGACAUGCGCCACGAUAUUGGUGAGCUGAAGCAUACGAUGCUCUCGAUGAAAGAGAAAAUCAUGAUUUGGGAACAAAAGGCCAAUGCACCCGGGAAUGGGGUAGAGACACGUCAACAAAUUGGCGAGCUUAAAGAUGUAGUGUAUAACUUACAAGAGGUGAUCAUGAAGCACAUAGUGCGUCCAGAUCAAUUGGCCGCUGCAAAUGGGCUUGAUUGUUUCAAUUCAGUGGUGGGAAAAAUGAAUGAUGGUGAGGGGGUGAAGGCAGCAAAUAAAAUAGGUGCGACUACAGAAACAAAGAUUGCCCACGAUCUCAUGUCAGAAAAAAAUAAUGGGGAAGGUGAGAAAUCACCAUUACCGGGCCCGAAGAGAAAGGGAGAGAGACUUACUGUCACGCUGGCGAAGGACGUCCGAGUGCGUGGUCGUCGAACCAGAACGAGCAGUGGAAGGGACAGAGAAUCAGAGACAAUAGUCCUGCGAAAUCACGACGGAUUGAGAUGCGGGAGGAUUGCGGAGGAAAUCAUUCGAGUGAGGUCUUCGAAUGGUUUAAAAUUAUGGAGGUCUUCGAAUUGCGGAGGAAAUCGUCAGAGGAAAUCGUCAGUGGGAGGGAGAGAGAGCCUGUGA
This is a messenger RNA of Rhododendron vialii, 1766 nucleotides long. RefSeq lists its product as uncharacterized. The record is from RefSeq and is a predicted model, not a curated record. The coding region runs from base 66 to 1766 and encodes 566 amino acids. The transcript is spliced from 7 exons. NCBI's taxonomy places the organism in Eukaryota, Viridiplantae, Streptophyta, Magnoliopsida, Ericales, Ericaceae.